This is a messenger RNA of Oryza sativa Japonica Group (Japanese rice), 1612 nucleotides long. Its product is annotated as gibberellin 20 oxidase 2. The record is from RefSeq and is a predicted model, not a curated record. Lineage: Eukaryota; Viridiplantae; Streptophyta; Magnoliopsida; Poales; Poaceae. Gene Ontology annotation, biological process: gibberellin biosynthetic process; unidimensional cell growth; flower development. Gene Ontology annotation, molecular function: gibberellin 20-oxidase activity.
UAUAUUGUCGUUGUUGUCCUUCUUGACAGUGAAAACCAGGCAUAUAUACAAGCUUGGCGUGUGCGUCACUCGCACCCAGCUUGCUCGCUCGCUUGAUCGACACAUCACACAUGCAUGCAUCUCCUCACCCAUUACAAAUAGCACACGACACUCUGCUCCUUUCUCUCACACACACACUCUGCACUGCAGAAACCGGCUCGACCAUACGUACAGGUACAGCCAUGGUGUACAUCUCGAACGCGCAGGAUGCCAGUAAGCUGAUCGUGACGGCGAAGGGAGGAGGAGGAGAAGCCGACGACGCCGCCGCCUCCUCCGCUGCCGUCGUCCUUGACCUCUGGCGGCAGCCGGCCAAGAUCCCGGCGCCGUUCGUCUGGCCGCGCGCCGACGUCGCGCUGCCGCCGUCGUCGCCGCCGACGGGGGAGCUGGACGUGCCCGUGGUCGACCUCGCCGCGGCGCUACGCGACGCCGCCGGGAUGCGCCGCGCCGUCGCGCAGGUGGCCGCCGCGUGCGCGAGCCACGGGUUCUUCCAGGUGAGCGGGCACGGCGUGCCCCCGUCGCUGGCGCGCGCCGCGCUCGACGGCGCCGCGGGCUUCUUCCGCCUCCCGCCCGCCGCGAAGCAGCGCGCCCGCCGCGCCCCAGGCACGGUCACCGGCUACACCGCCGCCCACGCCGACCGCUUCGUCGACAACCUCCCCUGGAAGGAGACGCUCUCCUUCGGCCACCGCCACGCCAACGCCGCCGGCAACAACUCCUCCACCGUCGCCGAUUACUUCUCCACCCUAGGCGACGACUUCAAACACCUAGGGGAGGUGUACCAGGAGUACUGCGAGGCGAUGGAGGAGGUGACGAAGGCGAUAAUGGCGGUGCUAGGGGAGAGCCUGGGGGUGGGGGGCGGAUACUACAGGGAGUUCUUCGAGGACAGCAGCUCGAUCAUGCGGUGCAACUACUACCCGCCGUGCCCGGAGCCGGAGAGGACGCUGGGGACGGGGCCGCACUGCGACCCGUCGGCGCUCACCGUGCUCCUCCAGGACGGCGACGUCGACGGCCUCCAGGUGCUCGUCGCCGGCGCGUGGCGCCCCGUGCGGCCGCUGCCCGGCGCGUUCGUCGUCAACAUCGGCGACACCUUCAUGGCGCUGACGAACGGCCGGUACAAGAGCUGCCUGCACCGGGCGGUGGUGCACCGGGAGCAGGAGCGGCGGUCGCUGGCCUUCUUCCUCUGCCCGCGCGAGGACCGCGUGGUGCGGCCGCCCGCCGGCGCCGGCGCCGGCGAGCGGCGGCUCUACCCGGACUUCACCUGGGCCGACUUCAUGCGCUUCACGCAGCGCCACUACCGCGCCGACACCCGCACGCUCGACGCCUUCGCCCGCUGGCUCCGCCCGCCGGCCUGCUCCGGCGCCGCGCCGGUCGUCGGCCCACCGACGACGGCGACCCAGGCGGCCACCGUCUAGGGCGUCCAGCUAGCUAGCUCACUGUCCAUGUAUACUAGUACGUAUAUAGUAUACGUACAUUUAUGUUGGCCUAAUUAAUCGAACUAGUAUGCAUGUGUAUAUGACUAUUGCACCUGUAAUUUUUAUUGUGGGAAGGCAGGAAGCCACGCGUGUGUGCUUUUAUA